AUGAGUUGGGAUCAGCCUAUCCACAGCUUCAGCUAUCCAAACGGUGAACCUCAGACCCCGACGAGGACUCCUCCUACAACCUUCUUCGGUGACGCCGCUUUUCAGACUCCGAAACUCGAAUCAAGUUUUUUCGACCCCCGUGUCACAUGGGACACCUCCGAUCCAUAUGCCUCCAGCCCUGAGUUCCUCCGGACUCCUCAGAGAUUCGGUUUAAAUACCCCUCGUCUGCCAGAUCAAAAGCCGGCCCCGGAUUCUGCAGCCUCUGAUGCACAAAAUGGAAAGCCAUUGGACCCUCAGAUUGAGACUGUCAGGAAACGUCGCUCGUCGAAGCUCCAGGGAUCGGGUGAGGAUGGCUCUCGAACUGUCGACUCGACCAAGUCUGCUGCCUCUAUGCAGACCCCUCCGCCGAGUAGCGCUUCGAGAACCAAGGUCACAGAGUUUGGGGAUUUAAGCAAAUCAGGCCGUCGGCAGUCUUCAUCUAAUGCAGUAGGAGGGCAUUUGGAGACCCCAAGUCGGGUCAUGGGAGCAUCCCCUCGCUUAUUCGGAGGCCUUCAGUCUUCUCCAGACCCGUUUCAGCUUGGAACUAUUGAUCCGUCAGCAUCACCUUUCUUCCCGCAGCAGAGGCUGUUCUGGGAUCAUAGCCUGGACCAACACACGCGGGAUUUCGGUGUGUCUGGAAAUGAGCGCGGGCUGUUUGUUGACUCUACAAAGACAGAUGUCUUCCAUGCCAAUACUACAACGAAUCCACCCCAAGAAUCUCUCCAUAUCCCCCAAUUACCGCAAAUUGAAGGAAGUCUGGACCUUCCAGAGUUCAAUAGCACCAUCUAUGGCCUUGCCUCUGGCGCUCCAACCGACGCUGCUCUCUUUCCCGCUCCCUUUUCCACCUCACCCCGACUUGCCAUUCCCAAAGCGGACGACCCCGCACUCUUCUUGAGCUCCCCUGCCCGUCGAUUUGGGGGCCCUCAGCCUACACCAGAGAAACGGCUCUUCUCAAAGCAACAACGCCAACCAUACCAUCACCAGACCGAAGAGUUCAAGCGAGAAGAAUUGCGGCGUGCGCAAGGAUUCAACUCUCAUCUUUCCGAGUAUGAAGAGGAAGAUGAUGAGUACACUCCUCGACAGUCAAGACCUACAUUGACUCGUAGUCUCACUCAUAGUGCUGUGACAGCACCUCGUCCUGGAUCCGGUGGAACGUUGUCUUCUGCCAGCGGUAUUCGGAAAAGCCCGUCAAAAGGCCGCUCAUCCCCGAUUAAGUCCCUCCGUGCUCCGCUACCUAGGUCAAACUCGGUGGCCAGUGGAUUUCCAAGACGGUCUCAAUCGGUGGUUCUCAAGAUUGGCAAAGAUGGUCGAGCAAAGACCGAAAUGCAGCCGGUUCUUGAAGCGUCAACCAGUUUGACGGACCCUAUCAACGGCAUGGACUUGGAUGGUUCCGGAACGGAGAGCGAGUACGAUUCCGCGGAAUUCCCUGACUACCCAACCGCUAGCAGCCGCAACCCUUCCUUUGCCUUUUCGGAAGCCGGUGGACCUACGAUUGCCCGCAGCGACUCUGGCUCUCGGCCUCCUUCGAUGGGUUCUUACACCUCCUCACAGUCAGGCCGUGUCUCUCCCUGGGCUACCGCUCCUCGCGGGCCAUCCAGGAGGCCGCAGUUGAAAGCUACCCUAGAUGAUUGGAAGAGAACACCAAAGAGACAGUCUGCGAUCCUCCACUCGGAUCUGUCAUACAGCAGCGCCGCUUCCAUUCCUGGCAGUAUUGCAGAUACAACAGAGGAGGACACGGGAGAUGCCCAGCAUGCGCUUCGUAAGGUUUUGCGGGACAAGGGGCGAAUACCCCGAUCUCAGACCGUUGCAAGCUUUGGGUCACGAUCCAAUCGCUCGCUGCAGACUCUGGCACAGCUACAAUCGUCGCCCCCUCGUUUCGGUGCAGAGCUCGACGGUGACUCUCGGGAGCCGAAUACGUCCCCCACGACAGUCACAGACCCAGAUCUGGCGACACCCAGCACUGACCGAUACAGCAAUCCGAGCAAUGGCACCAGAUGCAUCUGCAAUUCUAUGGAUAACGGCGGCCAUCUAAUGAUCCAAUGCGAAUCCUGCAGCCACUGGUUACAUACCAAAUGCGUCGGCCUGGAACGGUCCAAUCUCCCAUCCGUCUACGUCUGUGUCUUUUGCGCACAAACCCCUACUCGGAAGAAUAGAAUCCGUGUACCUGUCAGCGGCGUCGGGCCCGCGCCCACCUCGCCGCUGGCGCAUAAAUCCUAUCGAUUUCGAUAA
Molecule: messenger RNA, 2268 nt
Organism: Aspergillus calidoustus
Lineage: Eukaryota; Fungi; Ascomycota; Eurotiomycetes; Eurotiales; Aspergillaceae
Source: the annotation of a GenBank genome assembly